CGCUCGCUCUCUCUCGGCCCGGCCCGGCCUGACAUGGCGCGCCUGGUGGCGGUGUGCAGAGACGGGGAGGAAGAGUUCCCCUUCGAGAAGCGCCAGAUCCCGCUCUACAUCGACGACACCCUGACGAUGGUGAUGGAAUUCUCUGAUAAUAUAUUAAACCUUGAAGGACAGCAGGUUAAUGGUGCACAACUGAAGCAGUUUGUGCAGCAACACAGCAUGCUUAAACAGCAAGACCUUAACAUUGCUAUGAUGGUAACGUCCCGUGAAGUCUUCAGUGCACUGUCUCAGCUGGUUCCGUGUGUUGGCUGUCGACGCAGCGUGGAGCGUCUCUUCUCUCAGCUCGUGGAAUCCGGCAACCCAGCCCUGGAACCGCUUUCGGUGGGGCCCACAGGAGUUCUGUCAGUAACUCGGAACUGUAUGACUGACGCAAAAAAACUCUAUACAUUGUUUUAUGUGCACGGGUCCAAACUAAACGAGAUGAUCGAUGCAAUUCCUAAAAGUAAAAAGAACAAAAGGUGUCAAUUGCAUUCGUUAGAUACACACAAGCCAAAACCUUUGGGCGAAGGGAACAGUGGCAGUGGAAACGCAGAGAGAGCGCUAGGGUCAGAUAAGAAAAAUAAUGGAGAGAGCAAGAAGGAAGUCAGAUGUAGCAUCCUUUUUCAUUUUGGACCUUUUCAGCCACCACACAGGGGUUGCUGGAUGGAUGUGUGGGAAUUAAUGUCCCAAGAAUGCAGGGAUGAAGUGGUUUUAAUUGACUCAAGCUGCCUCUUGGAAACCCUGGAGACGUAUCUACGGAAACACAGGUUCUGCACAGAUUGCAAAAACAAGGUGCUGCGAGCAUACAACAUCCUCAUUGGAGAGUUGGACUGCAGCAAAGAGAAGGGCUAUUGUGCUGCUCUCUAUGAGGGGCUAAGGUGCUGUCCACACGAGCGCCACAUUCAUGUCUGCUGUGAGACGGACUUCAUUGCACAUCUGUUGGGUCGAGCUGAGCCAGAGUUUGCAGGAGGGUAUGAGCGUAGGGAGAGGCAUGCAAAAACUAUAGACAUUGCACAAGAAGAAGUUCUUACAUGUCUCGGCAUCCACCUUUACGAGCGCUUGCACAGAAUUUGGCAGAAGCUAAGAGCUGAAGAACAGACAUGGCAGAUGCUCUUCUACCUUGGUAUUGAUGCAUUGCGCAAAAGCUUUGAGAUGGCAAUUGAAAAAGUGCAAGGUAUCAGCCGACUGGAACAGCUUUGCGAGGAGCUCUCAGAGGAAGAGAGAGUCCGGGAGCUAAAGCAAGAAAAGAAGCGUCAAAAACGAAAGAACAGGCGCAAAAACAAAUGUGCUUGUGCGGUACCCACCCCGCUUCAAACUUCAGGAGAGGCUAAACCUCAAGAAGAGGCAACUUCCGAGUCUGCAGAAAGCAGUUGUAAAGACUGCGGUGGGGUGGGGGAGACCAACGGUAGAGUUGAAGUCAUUGUUACAAAUGAAAGUACCUCAUGCACCUGUCCUGGGAGUGAAAAUCUACUGGGAUCACCUAAAACAAAGAAAGGGUUGUCCCCACAGUGUAAUGGCAGUGACUGCGGUUACUCGUCGAGCAUGGAGGGCAGUGAGACUGGAUCGCGAGAAGGAUCCGACGUCGCUUGCACUGAGGGUAUCUGCAAUCACGACGAAACAGGCGACGACGCUUGUGUCCAUCACUGUGUGGAGGACAAAGAGGAGGACGGGGUGGACAGCUGUGUGGAAUGCUGGGCCAAUGCCUCCGAGGAGAACACGAAGGGCAAGAGCAAGAAAAAGAAGAAGAAAAACAAAGGUGCAAAAUGUGACGAGGAUAGCGAAGCUCCUGGAAACUGCAGCACAGACCUAAGCAGACGAGAGAAUUUGGGUAACACUUUGCACAAUGAGUUUCACCACGACAAAGCCAAAGAUAGCAGUAACUCGGUGAAAGGCAGCCAGCAGGCGGCGUGGGUCACACAGAUUCUGUCGGAGAAGCAUUUUUCACAGUCAUCACAAAUUCCACCACCGGGUCUGCCUGAUUGGGGACAAGGCACCAAAACCUUAAUGGAACUGCUUGUAAGUACAAAUGUCGAUAACUCUCAAGAAAGCCAACUUGAAGCUUGCCAGGCAUUGAAUCCAAACCGUUGA
Molecule: messenger RNA, 2124 nt
Organism: Callorhinchus milii (elephant shark)
Lineage: Eukaryota; Metazoa; Chordata; Chondrichthyes; Chimaeriformes; Callorhinchidae
Product: gametogenetin-binding protein 2
Exons: 13
Coding region: 34-2124 (696 amino acids)
Cellular component (GO): nucleus; cytoplasm
Source: RefSeq, a predicted model, not a curated record